Aspergillus uvarum CBS 121591 is the source of this 1640-nucleotide messenger RNA. RefSeq lists its product as uncharacterized. Bases 1 to 1494 code for a protein of 497 amino acids. The record is from RefSeq and is a predicted model, not a curated record. Lineage: Eukaryota; Fungi; Ascomycota; Eurotiomycetes; Eurotiales; Aspergillaceae. Gene Ontology annotation, molecular function: chitin binding. Gene Ontology annotation, biological process: carbohydrate metabolic process. The transcript is spliced from 10 exons.
AUGGCCCGCUUCGGCGGCAAGAAAGAUCGGCUGGCAGCGAUUUUCUUCUUCCUCAGAGGAGUCGUCUUCCUCGGAGAGUAUCCAGCCGCCUCAGAUUGCGAGGCGUGUGGCUCUACAUAUGGCAUCACGGCUACGCCGCCUUCAUCCUAUUGGUAUCUUCGAGGGUUCGAUAUUGUGUCUAUGGCUGAGUACGUCGAUCACUUCAGCUUCAUGGCCUACGACAUCCAUGGAACAUGGGACGCCGACAGCAAUUAUACAUCUGCUGUUGUUAAUCCCCACACCAACCUUACAGAAAUCGCAGAAGGCUUUCAUGGGCGCUCCUUUACUCUGGCGGACGAAAGUUGUACUGUCCCAGGAUGCCCUUUCGACACUUCCGCCUACGGAAACGGAGGAGGAGCUCCUGGUCCCUGCACCGACACGGUUGGGAUUCUCACCGACUAUGAAAUCAACCAAGUCAUACAAGAUUAUUCGCCUAAUCUGGUCUACGAGGAGGAAGCUGCGGUGAACUGGAUGACUUGGGAAGGCAACCAAUGGGUCUCUUUUGACAACUCGAAGACCCUAAAACAAAGAGCCGAUUUUGCGAAUGCGAGGUGCCUGGGUAGUCUUUUCUCCUGGGCGCUGGAUGAAGGCGGCCCAGCGAAAAGCUACAUUAGAGGCAGCCUUCUCUACGGUAAUGGGACCAGCGAUGGAACUGGCGAGUGCUAUACUGAUGGUAAGCAUGCCGGGUUCGGCUGCGGCGUCUUCAUCAAAGGCAGCGGCUGCAAGAUCAAGGGUACCAUCAUGCAGGCUGCCUAUGAUCAUCUCAUGGAAGCGGACUUAGGAGGGUGCAAGAUCUGUGGCUCGGUGACGUUCUCCAAUGGAUGCGAGCUGGUCGUCGAUUAUGUUCAUGGUUGCGAAACGGAAAACAACGGGCCUGCGCAGCUCAUUAACAACCCGUUUCCGAGCAUUGAGGGAUAUUUCUCGAGCUCUGCUAAGCUGUCCCCAUCACCUUCGUCCUCGUCCUGGAUUUCAGACUCCAUGGGCCAACAUGGCUCCUUCCUCUCCAAGAUUUCUUCUGUCCGACCAUCUCCGACCGCCUAUGUGAUCUCUCCGGCCGGAAAUACCUACACGAUUGAUGCCAGUCACAGUGCCUCCGCUCCUGCUGUCUCUCCACUCCAUAGUUCUUCAUCUUCGGGGCGGGGUUCCUCCGUUCGUGCUCUACACCCGCCGGCGGCCUCCAAUUACCGCUCCUCAGUGGCCGCUGUUUCUGCUGUUUCUGCUGUUACUGCUCAAUCUGAGACACGGAAACCUCAUGGAGUCGAACCUUACAGUUCCACACACACCAUCCACCCCACCUCAACCACUGCGUCGAUCCCUUCACCCACAGCGUCGUCGACACCUUUGUCCUUCGCCAAUCCCUCCGCCCAUAACUCGACUAUCCCUCGGAAAGGAUCGACAUCAAGCAGAAGCUUAAGAUUCCCUGGGCGAUCAAAGGUUAGAUCUGCGCGGAUCUGAAUAUGUUGUAGAAUGGGGAAGAAGCUGGACUGCCAAACUCAAUGUAUAUAGUGUAUUAGUAAUUGUGUUGUAACUACUAUUUCCACAGGCCCUACCCUACUAAGGCAAACAUACCGAAACACAAACGCCCUGUCGAACAGAAGAAC